CUACGGAGGGUCAAUGCAAUUGGACAAAGGGGUAGUGUUAAGUUAUUUCACAAGGCAAGGCUAAGCAAGAACAAGGCAAGAACAAGGCAAGACAAGGGCCAGGACAAGGACAAAGGCAAGGACAAGGGCAAGGACAAAAGAAGCACAAUUCUUGACUGAGGUUUAUUCAUGAUCCAGGCGGAGGCAUCUACCUCCGAUGGAUCAAUGAAAUGACUUUGGAAGCUCGACAACAUGCGGAUCUAUCAACCAAAACGACCAGGUAUAUGUAUAAGCCGUUUUGGUCGGUAUGACAUGGAUCUCGCACCAUGGUUCGUGUUGGCAUGUUCUGCAAGAAUGCGCUCGAUACGCAAAGCAUGGAAGGUGUACUGGGCCUGCAGCAGAUCGGAAGAAUGGUUACAUUCUACGUUUGGUUUUGCCAUCGAUGGGCCUUUAUGUCAUGUACGAGCUGGAGAAAGUCAAGAUCCCUAGCUGCUUGGAUGAUUUAACUAAGCUCAUCAUGGAUAUGCCUCGCGUUUGUCGCGUUCUUGAGACUUUCGAUCGUAUCUGCAGGCCGUCUGUAAAUCUAGCAAUGCCUGGCAGACAUCGCUCAACAAUCCGCCUUCGAAGGGAUUUUUUCAUCAUCCCAAGACCGCAAACGAUCAUGUUUCUUUGAAAUAUCAGCUCAAAAAUCAGAAGUUAUUUUACCAAUGUGUGCUUUUCUUUUCCCUAAGCAUUUUGUUAAGAGGUUUAUCCGACAUUGUGCUAAGCCUUUUGCUUACAAAAGUGCUUAACAACAAGUGCUCCCUUUUUAGUUUUCGACAUUUAUUCACUUGGCGGAAUACAGCUUGAUUGCUGGAUCAGUCCGACAUUAUUGUUGGACACCGAAUUUUUUUUUCCUUUUGCACGAUAUCAGCUUAGAAAUUAACGACUUUUUACUCUUACUGGCGGUUGACGAUAUCGACUUUUUAGG
This is a messenger RNA of Radiomyces spectabilis, 949 nucleotides long. RefSeq lists its product as uncharacterized. The transcript is spliced from 2 exons. The coding region runs from base 287 to 652 and encodes 121 amino acids. The record is from RefSeq and is a predicted model, not a curated record. NCBI's taxonomy places the organism in Eukaryota, Fungi, Mucoromycota, Mucoromycetes, Mucorales, Radiomycetaceae.